AUUAGCGUAUUCACUUUUAAAGCUAGUGUAAGGAAACAGCAGUGGAGAGAGAGAGAGAAAAAGAGAGAAGACCCUGAGAAAUGAUUCAAAUUUCUUAACCCUAAUAAUCUUCUCUCUAUAAAAUCUCUGCAUAAGUUUUCGAAAGAUCAUUUCAGAAUCAGUCACUCCUCACAAAGUCAAGAUGCAUAAGUUGAAUAGAAUGCACAAGGAGAAAGUUCAACAGUUUAUUGCAAUAACUGGAGCGAGUGAAAAAGUUGCACUUCAGACUUUGAAAAAUAGUGAGUGGCAUCUAGAAGGCGCUUUUGAUAUAUUCUACAGCCAACCACAAAUUAGAACAGCUACUGAUUCUAGAAAUCUCGAGGAGCUUUAUAAUAGAUAUAAAGAUCCUUACGCGGAUAUGAUCAUGGCUGAUGGUAUCUCUCUUCUUUGCAAUGACCUUCAGGUGGAUCCUGCAGAUAUCGUUAUGUUGGUUGUGUCCUGGCAUAUGAAGGCUGCCACAAUGUGUGAAUUUUCGAAGCAGGAAUUUGUAAGCGGGUUACAAUCACUGGGGGUGGACUCGAUGGACAAGUUUCGGGAAAGGAUACAGUUCAUGCGCAAUGAACUGAAAGAUGAACAAAAGUUCCGUGAGAUAUACAACUUCGCUUUCGGCUGGGCCAAAGAAAAGGGCCAAAAGUCUUUGGCACUAGAUACAGCUAUAGGGAUGUGGCAAUUACUAUUUGCUGAAAAACAGUGGCCUCUGGUUGAUCACUGGUGCCAAUUCUUGCAGGCUCGUCACAACAAGGCAAUAUCAAGAGAUACAUGGUCUCAACUGUUGGAAUUUGCCAGGAACGUUGACCCUACUCUGGCAAACUAUGACGCAGAGGGUGCCUGGCCCUACUUGAUCGAUGAAUUUGUAGAGUACUUGGUGGAGAACGCAGUCAUUCAAAAAACCAGUUGAAAUAUUGGAGAGAAAGGAUGUUGCAGAUAAUUAGAAGCCCGGUUUUGAGCACUAGUCAUUCACUACGUACAGCGUGAUUGAGUUUCUGCUUCUACCUAUUCAACAUUAUUGGGAUUAAAAACUUUGUAAUCAUCAAAAGAAGGGGGGGAGAGAAAAAGACAAACAUGAAAAUCUCAUAACCCAGUUCUUAUGCCAGUAGAUGGUCUUUAUUCACUCCCAACUGCUUCAAUCCGAUGAUUGACAGAUAAUGAGAUUGUACUGGUUUGAACUUUUGAGAUUAUUUUUAUAGAAAACUGUGAGCUCUCUCCCAAAUAUUACAAAUUUUAGUUGAUUAUGUAUGUAUAAGUACUAGGUAUAAGUA
Messenger RNA from Papaver somniferum (opium poppy), 1298 nucleotides. RefSeq names its product DCN1-like protein 2. The coding region runs from base 182 to 937 and encodes 251 amino acids. The record is from RefSeq and is a predicted model, not a curated record. Gene Ontology annotation, cellular component: ubiquitin ligase complex. NCBI's taxonomy places the organism in Eukaryota, Viridiplantae, Streptophyta, Magnoliopsida, Ranunculales, Papaveraceae. The transcript is spliced from 11 exons. Gene Ontology annotation, molecular function: cullin family protein binding; ubiquitin-like protein binding; ubiquitin conjugating enzyme binding. Gene Ontology annotation, biological process: protein neddylation; positive regulation of ubiquitin-protein transferase activity.